Hemicordylus capensis (graceful crag lizard) is the source of this 912-nucleotide messenger RNA. Its product is annotated as vomeronasal type-2 receptor 26-like. The coding region runs from base 52 to 912 and encodes 286 amino acids. The transcript is spliced from 4 exons. Gene Ontology annotation, cellular component: membrane. Gene Ontology annotation, biological process: G protein-coupled receptor signaling pathway. Lineage: Eukaryota; Metazoa; Chordata; Lepidosauria; Squamata; Cordylidae. Gene Ontology annotation, molecular function: G protein-coupled receptor activity. The record is from RefSeq and is a predicted model, not a curated record.
AAUGAUACUGUGCCUCAUGCCAGGUGCACCAAAAGCUGUCAACCUGGAUACAUGAAGACGAUUCAGGAAGGACAACCACUUUGCUGCUACGCUUGUUCUCCAUGUGCAGAAGGGACAAUCUCCACUCAGGAAGAUGCAGACCAUUGCCAGAAGUGUCCUGAAGAUCAGUAUCCAAACAAGGACCGAGAUCUAUGUGUCCCCAAAGUGAAAACCUUCUUGUCCUAUGAAGAACCUAUGGGGAUCAUCCUAACUUCCUUUGCCUUAUAUUUGUCCGUCACCACAGCUUUUGUGUUAGGCAUCUUCAUUAAAUACAUAGACACUCCAGUAGUCAAAGCCAACAACCGGGACCUCUCCUUCAUUCUCCUGGUUUCCCUCUUGCUUUCUUUUUUAUCCUCUUUUCUGUUCAUUGGUCAGCCUGGGAAGAUGACCUGCCUUCUCCGACAAACAGCCUUCAGCAUUAUUUUCUCAGUUGCUGUCUCUUCUUUGUUGGCAAAAACCAUCACUGUGGUGGUCGCAUUCAUGGCCACCAAACCAGGGGGAAAGACGAGGAGAUGGCUGGGGAAGCAUUUGUCCAUCUUCAUUGUCUUUUGCUGUUCUAGUGUUCAGCUUGGCAUUUGCACCAUCUGCCUGGGGAUCUCUCCACCCUUCCCGGACUCUGACAUGCACUCUCAGCUUGGACAGAUUAUCCUGCAAUGUAAUGAAGGGCCUGCUGCUAUAUUUUAUAGUGCCUUUAGCUACAUGGGGUUCCUGGCUGCCAUCUGUUUCACGGUGGCUUUCCAUGCCAGAAAGCUGCCUGGGGCCUUCAACGAAGCCAAGCUGAUCACCUUCAGCAUGCUGGUCUUUUGCAGUGUCUGGGUGUCCUUUGUGCCCACCUAUCUGAGCACAAAGGGGAAAUACAUGGUACAGCAGUAG